Diospyros lotus (date-plum) is the source of this 1901-nucleotide messenger RNA. RefSeq lists its product as uncharacterized. NCBI's taxonomy places the organism in Eukaryota, Viridiplantae, Streptophyta, Magnoliopsida, Ericales, Ebenaceae. The transcript has 2 exons. The record is from RefSeq and is a predicted model, not a curated record. The coding region runs from base 225 to 1505 and encodes 426 amino acids.
UAACAAACAUUCACUGUCUGCCCCCUUCAAUUUUUACCCAAACCCUAGCUCAUCCAUUCCCCUACCCUACAUCCAUACAUUUAUCAUUUACAUACACAGACCCCCCCAUCACCAAUCACCAAUUAUUUCGAAAUUCAAUCUCACUAAAUAACUGGUUCAAGAUCCAUCCUGCUUGAAUUCGUCCCACCAAACCAAACCAAAGAGAUCUUACCUGCCCACAUAUUAUGGGUGCUUCCCAGUCUGCACAAGUGGUGGAGGAGGAAGAAGAUGAAGAAGAAAACGACGAUGAGGAGGAAGAGGAGGAGGCAGACGAUAAUGUCGGAAAUGAUGCAAGAAGACAAUCCGGGGAUAACUCUUUGGUGAAGAAGCUUCUGGAACAGGAGCCUGAGAUCUUACCCUGCCAUGCCUCCGCCUCCCCGCUCUCCCCUCAGCUCUCCUCCUUGGGCACUCCCCGCCUCGGCCCCUCCAUCAAGGUCUGGGACCCUUACAACGUCCUCGCCCCCCCACCCCCUCCCCCCCACUUCCCCCGAACCUUCUCUUCGGAUGCUGCCUUUCACGAUGACCGCACCAUUACCGAGGUCUUCUUCAUCACCCACGGCGACUGGCACAUGAAUUUGAGGCCAGAUUUGGUUGCUGGCCGUUGUCCUGAGGCUGCGCUCACUCCCAAUGGCAAGCGACAAGCCAGAGCUUUGGCCGUCUUCUUGAAAUCACAGGGCGUUCGAUUUAAUGCAGUUUACACGUCUCCAUUAGAUCGGGCGCGAGCUACUGCACUUUCUGUCUGUCAGGAGAUGAACUUGGCAGAAGAACAAAUACAGUGCUCUGAAGCACUUCUGGAGAUGAGCCACGGGCAUUGGGAGGGCUGCCACCGAUCAGAAAUAUAUACGUCUGAAAUGACGAGCUUAAUGGACAGAUUCCAGCCAGAUUUCUCGGCACCAUCAGGGGAGUCACUGAGGCAGGUUGAAUUCCGAAUGGCGCAGUUCUUAAAUGGAACAGUUGUGGGACUACCAGAAAAGUUCAGAUCAGAUUUCUCUCCCCCCUCUCAGAAUGAGAGUGAAGAGUUUACACAUCACAGUUCUCACGCUCUUACAAACUCAUCAAUUCAUGAUCAUCGGUUUGGGCCUUCUCUCCCACCACCACAGUGGGAUUUGCUUCAUAAACAGCGGCAAGGGCUGUCAAGGAAGAAAUCUGGUAAGAGCAGGCUGCAGUUUGUGAGAACAACUGGAGAUCAAGAGGCUGAUGAUGAGAUGUCUCCUCGGGAACCACAUGGCCAAAGCUGCCUGAGUGAAAUAAAUGUCAAGAGUUCCUCGUUUGUUUCUUCUUGUAUUGGUGUUUUCACUCACUCAGUGCCUAUUAAGUGUCUUCUCACAGGCCUUCUUGGGUGCAGCCCAGCGAUGUCACAUAGGAUUUGCAUAGAAGAUUCUUCCAUAACAGUGUUGCAACAUUCAUGGAAGAUGGGUUGGCAGAUAAAGAGAUUGAACGAUACUGCACAUCUUAGGCUUCUUUAGUCGAACGGGGAAGUAUGCGAGAGCCAGAGUCAGCCAGCCAUCAACUAUAGAUCCAUCAUCUGCUCUCAUCUCAUGGGAAAAAGAGUAGUAGCGUUCUCUUUUUUUUUUUUUUUGUUUAUUUCUUGGCUCGAUGUUGGCUGCAUGGCCACAUAUAUAUGGAUUCGAGAAGUGGUUACCCAUUCAUGAUUUAGCAAGAUAUGAUGAUGAUAUUGUUUUUCAUUUAUUUAUUUUGUAACCUUGUUAUUCUUAUUGCCAGGUUGUCAACUCUGCAAAAGGAGCAAAAUUUUAGCAAGAGUUGGGAUCUUGAUCCUGGGUGAUUCUUUUGAUUUGUAACAUUUGCAACAAAUGUUGGUAAAAUUAUAAUUAAGUGACAAAUUUCGUUAUCCCGGGGGGGGG